CGGCUAUUGGAUUACUUCAAUCUGCUACAUGAUACUUGCUAUUUUAUAAUAGCAGAGGUGUAUCUCUCUUCUCUUAUUAUAUCUCUCUGUCACAGCUUAAACAACGAAAGAACAAUCAAGUUCGAACAAUAAAUUAUUAUUGGAGUUGUACACAAUGAAAGGACUUUCCAGCGCCCUUUUUAAUGAUAAAGAGCGACCGGUUAUCACGAUGAAAAACUGUUAUAAAACACAUAAUAAAGUUACAAAUGAAGACGGGCCACGAAAACAAUGCAUUACCAAUAAGCAAAAAUUAUUAGAUGAAGCAACUACAAUCGAUCUCAAUCGCACAACCGUAGUGAAUAUAAGCUGCAUCGAUGCAGAUGAUAACAAAGCAAACUCCACCAACGAAGAAAAAUCGAGGAGAGAGGGUGAAGAGGAACUGGUUGAUGACUUGAAAAUUGAAGAUUAUAUCGUGAAAGCAAUAUCAACGAUAGGCGGAUGUUCGAUAAGCGGAGAGAUGCAAUAUGGUACAGAAUAUAGGGCAACCAUUAAAGACCAUCAUAAUGUGGUCUCUGGAUCAGAACAAGAGAGAAGAAUCGCUGACGCUGACACUGUAAACGACAAUCAAAUUCUACCUCCUGCAGACACAAAUGAUAUAACGCCUCAUGCGGUUCUGAAUCAAUCUACUUCUCUUAGCAUUACCAAUAGCGACGACACUCUUUCCAAUAUUCGGCAAAUUCGUCAUCCUUCUAGUGUAGAAUCGCGCCAACCGAAAAAGUCCUCAUCUUGGCCUUCAUCGUUACGGAAGUUACUAUUGCCAACAGAGGGAGCAAACAAAACAUCAUCGAAACGGCUUUUGAGCUCGCCGACGGCUUCAACACAAAUUGGAAAUCUUGCGACUGCUGUAAAAUCUCUUCAAAAACCUGACAGUAGCAGAACAAGUGCUCUGUUUGCGAUAUUGGCCAGAAAAUCAUCCAAAAAAGGAGCACCAAAAAGUAACCAAACAGUACAGAGCAAUACUAUAAUACCAUCGUCUGCAACAUCACUGGGCUGUGCAUCUGAAAAGAGCGUGAUGCUCGCUCGGUCUGUUUCAUCUGAAGUAAUUGCAUCUGAUAGUUCCUCAAUUAUAUUGUGCGAUAAUGAUAGCAGUAUCAUUAGUAAAAGUAGUACCAUCAGUUACCCUAGAUUGCCUGUUCACUUAGAACGAGCUAUCUAUCACCUGUCACACAUGAAAUUAUCGAAUCCUAGACGUCCCUUACGUGAUCAGGUGGUUAUAUCAAAUUUGAUGUUUUGGUAUCUUUCCAUAUUUACCCAGCCUCUACAGACACCGCAUUCUUCAGAGAUUACUGCAAUGACAGACUACGAUAUCGAUAUCACCCCUCCGCAAAACAAUAUUCCUAUUUUAAGUUUCAUGAAGAAAGCGUUUCCAAUCCCUUUAAUACCUACAACACAUGAUCAACAGAGUUGUUUAGUUCAACAACAAUUAAAGCAACAGCAGCGAGGUCCUUUGGAAUCAAAUGCAAUGGACCUAUUGAAUUUACAUCAUCACAAACAGGAAAUACUAUAUUCAGAAAAGAAGCGAAACGGUUGCAAAAAAAAAGGCAGCACCAAAGCUGCUAUUACAACUGCAACUAUCCCGCAAUAUAAUAAGAAGAGACUGUCUGCCAAAUAUUUGAAAACAACUGUCUGCUUUAGCUCAGAUGAUGAGGACGAUGAUGAUGAUGAUGAGGAAGAAGAAUAUGAUGACAAUGAUGAUGAAGGUAUUACGAGACGUUCUACAUUUAUUUCACUAGACGACCUAGAGGCAAAUAAUAUGCUUGCAGGAUACAAAAAGCAAAGCAAAUUCAACUUAAUGAAACACAGCUUUUACAAAUUGAAGUCGUCUACCAAGAAGCAACAUCUCAAGACCGAGAGAAGGAAAAGCACCCCUAUCACGGACAGAAAAAUGCCACCUCAGUUACAAACGACAGCAGGCAACAACACGGAGCAAUUACACCAAAAGAGAAUGAUCACAAUUAAAAAUGAUGAGGAUGAUAUACCACUAGCAAUGUAUAAAAAAGACAAUAAACCAUUCUGA
Molecule: messenger RNA, 2056 nt
Organism: Mycotypha africana
Lineage: Eukaryota; Fungi; Mucoromycota; Mucoromycetes; Mucorales; Mycotyphaceae
Exons: 4
Coding region: 155-2056 (633 amino acids)
Biological process (GO): establishment of cell polarity; positive regulation of G2/M transition of mitotic cell cycle
Cellular component (GO): cell septum; cytoplasm
Source: RefSeq, a predicted model, not a curated record